AUCACGACGCGACAUGUGCGCGUGCGCAGGGACCGUGGCCCACGCACACGUGUCGGUCUGCUGUGAGGAGUCGGGAGCAUGGCGGCGCUGGAUCGCCCACAGGUUAAAAAGGCAGUGCAGGCCUUGCUCGCAUACACAAAGGCCAAAAAUAAAACAGAUGAACUGCUUUUGAAUGAGAAUGAGAAUGUAUACUUAAUGGUGACAGUAUGGAAAAUCCCACCACAAGAACAAGUUAUCAAAAUCCCACUUCCUCAUGGUAUUCGACCAGAAACAUCUGAAGUUUGCCUCUUCACAAAAGAUGAACCUGAAUUAUCUGCAGAACAGACUGAAAACUUGUACAAGAAACUGUUGAUCCAGAAUGGGAUCACAAGUAUCAGCCAGAUCAUCUCUUAUAAAACUCUCAAAAAAGAAUACAAACCAUUUGAAGCAAAACGUCGUCUCCUGAACAGAUUUGACCUCUUCCUGGCUGAUGACCGAAUUAGAAGGCUUUUGCCCUCACAUAUAGGGAAACACUUUUAUCAAAGCAAAAAGGCACCUUUAUCUGUAAACCUGAAAGCCAAGAAUCUAGCUAAGGAACUAAACAAACAUAUUCAGGGAACUAUACUUCCAGUUACCAACAAGGGGUGUUGUUAUACAGCACGUGUAGGUCACACUGGAAUGAAAGCUGAUGAGUUAUUAGAAAAUGUUACUGUUGCCGCUGAGGUGAUUUCCAAGAAGUUGCCAAAGAAUUGGAAAAAUAUUAAAGUUCUUCACCUGAAAACACUCAAAUCUGUUGCUCUCCCAAUCUUCAAUUCAUAUAUCUCCAAUUUAGAUGAGCUUGACAAGCAGCCAUCUCUGCAUCAAAAGGGAGUACAGAAAAAGGAAGGGACAAAAAGGAAACAGAAGGCAGUCACAAAACAGAAGGCAGUCACAAAACAGACUUCAACUAAAGCCAAAGUGAUAGCUGAAAAGAAGAUGAAGAAUAAUGCUACUACCAAAGAUCUUGAGAUGGAACAGAAGAGAAAAGCAGAAACCUUGGCAGUCACAGAACCAGAUGAGGAUGAUGGAGAAAUUCCGCAACUUGUUCCUAUUCAAACAGAAGCCAAUGUAACUGGGCAGGAGAAAACUGAACCAAAUCAGACUCCAGGAAAAGGUGUAAACAUGAGCAGAAAACCUGAGACACCACUUGGUAAGAGAAAGAUGGCAUCGUUGGCUCCAGAGACUCCAAAAACAAAACUGAAAUUGGCUGAAAAUGAGGAAGAUUUGCCAACACCAGCUCAACAGAAACAGCCCAAGAAGCCCAGGAUCCCAAAGGAAGUAGUAAAGGAGAAGGAGCUGAAAAAGACUCCCAAAAAAACAGCAGCAAAAUCCUUUGACACACCUCAUGGGGGCAAGCUUGUAAAGUCAGCCAAGAAAGCUCCCAAAACCCCAAAACAGAUGUCCAAGAAAAUGAAAGUCCCACAAUCAGUCUGAACUCUGUCAGUUAUAUUAUUGCUUUAUCCUAUAAAGUGAACUGAUUAAACGUAUUUGUUUUGCUUAAAAAAAUAAAAAAUCACUAUAAACUAGAGAAAACUGCUUGAUUAAAAGAGAGCCUGAGCAUAGGGAGCUGUCUUUACCAAGGUUUGUAAUGGCCUGUCAGUGUUUCCUUCCAGUAGCAGUGGUGCUAUGAGACAUGUAAAUAAACCUUUUUCUAAUUUG
Gopherus flavomarginatus (Mexican gopher tortoise) is the source of this 1677-nucleotide messenger RNA. It is a transcript of the gene RSL1D1, whose product is annotated as ribosomal L1 domain containing 1. Lineage: Eukaryota; Metazoa; Chordata; Testudines; Testudinidae. The coding region runs from base 79 to 1452 and encodes 457 amino acids. The transcript has 9 exons. The record is from RefSeq and is a predicted model, not a curated record.